AUGUCGGUCGCUGCCCCGUCAAAGUCGCAGAUAUUGAAUCUGUACCGCAAAUACUUGAGGACAUCGCAGUCUUUCUCUUCCUAUAACUUCCGCACUUACUUUCUGAGGCGUUCACGCGACAUGUUCCGUGCGACGCUGUUGCCCACCUCGCAAGCAGCCCAAUCAUCCCCUUUUUCUAAGCAGGGUUCGACCACCGUCAAAGUGUCGCCUUCCACGCUUCUGUCCCCCGAGAGGCUCAAACAGCCUGCUGGUUCUGACGAGUCCAUCUCGGCAACCUCAUUGACUGACCAAGAAAAGCUCUCCAAGUUUUACCAGACGGCAUUGGAGGACCUCAAGGUGCUCCAGAGAUCGGCACUAAUGAACCGAAUUUACGAAGGGGAGAAGCUAGUUGUUGAAAAGCCAAGACUCAUCAUCGGUGGCGGCGGUGCGGGCCAGGAGGCUUCGGUCGGCGGAGGCGGACAGCCUACUUCCGGUCCACAGAGCUCUGGCGGCGCGCCUCCCAGCUCGUAG
Messenger RNA from Mycosarcoma maydis (corn smut), 510 nucleotides. RefSeq lists its product as uncharacterized. NCBI's taxonomy places the organism in Eukaryota, Fungi, Basidiomycota, Ustilaginomycetes, Ustilaginales. The record is from RefSeq and is a predicted model, not a curated record. The transcript is spliced from 2 exons. Gene Ontology annotation, biological process: iron-sulfur cluster assembly. Bases 1 to 510 code for a protein of 169 amino acids. Gene Ontology annotation, cellular component: L-cysteine desulfurase complex; mitochondrion.